This is a messenger RNA of Adineta steineri, 897 nucleotides long. Lineage: Eukaryota; Metazoa; Rotifera; Eurotatoria; Adinetida; Adinetidae. The record is from the annotation of a GenBank genome assembly.
AUGGGUGCCGAACUCUCAGUGAUAAAUGAUCAUCCGAAUUUCAUCGUCAGAAAAGCCAGUAUUUUUACUCCAUCUCAAGGAAUUUGUUUACAAAGACUAGAAGAUAAUAUCAAUCGUUCAUUCAAAUUCGACAAAGGUUUAGCAUAUGGUUCAUGGUAUGAUAUUCAGAUUAUUGGUCAAGCCGUAGUUGAUGAUGAAGAAACACCAGUUCAACGUUAUUUGAAAAGAGGCAUAUAUCUUUCUUAUGGUAAAGCGGUACGCAUGAAUGAGUUAACGUCUGAUAGUUGUCUUGAUCUUGGUAGAGAAUGGCUGUGUUCUGAAUGUAAAGAAGUAAAUAUUGGAAGUGUGGCAAUUUGCGAAUAUUGCGAUACAAAUUGUCAUCAAAAAUGGAUCUCCUGGGUAUCCUAUACACCUGCUUUAGGUAUCCCGUUCUCUAUUGCCGACGCCGUUCUACAGAGUGGUAAAGCAGCACUAUCGAACACAAGUGAAGAUAAAAUUGAAGCUGGAAUCACAACAGCAACUGCAGUUGUAGACGUUGUGACAGGACCAUUUAUGGUAGGUUCAGCGGCUGUUACGGGAACUAAAGCACUGGCUCAAGUUGGCGCUAAAUUAACUGCUAAAAAAUUUGCUAGCGAAGUUGGAAUCAGGGUUGGCGGAGCUUUUCUAAAAGCCGCUGCAAUGUCUGCUGCUACAAAAAAAGCUAUUCUAGCCACAAUACUACUCAGAAGAAGAGGAAAAGAUGUUAACGAGGCUGCCACGUCUAUCACAAGAAUGGCAACAGAAGUUCAGCGAACCAUGACUUAUAUCAGUAAAAGUUUAAUCUACUUCAUCUUUUACUAUAAUAAAGUUUAUCAAGACAAAGAGAAAUGUAGUACACAAAUGUUAAACGAAAUCUGA